AUAAACUAGACUUCAAUAUGACGCGAGAGGUGACUAUCAACGGACCUUUGCUCCUUUUAUUCAGGGUUACGUAAGUAUACGGAAAACAAAUUGUCGGUAUCAAUGGUGUCUGCCGGAAACUCCACCUUCCGGGAUCGGACAUCAGAAUUCCGAUCUCUGUCGGACACAUUGAAAAAGUUUGGGCGAAUAUCAGCUGCCAAUCCAGAUCGAUCAAAUCAGCAAAAUGAUCCAUCGACGUCAUCUAAACUACCGGUAACUCCUUCUUCAUAUCGAUCCGAAUUCAACAAGAAGGCUUCUCGUAUUGGAUUAGGCAUCCAUGAAACCUCCAAAAAAAUCUCCAGACUGGCUAAUCUGGCUAAGAAGUCAUCAAUUUUUGAUGAUCCGUUGAAGGAGAUACAAGAACUAACAGCCUUGAUAAAGAACGAUAUAACAGCCCUAAAUGUAGCUGUAUCUGAUUUGCAAACUCUUCAAAACAUGGAAAUUGCUGAGGGUGAUUAUUCAGAAGAUACAGUUGUCCAUUCUACUGCUGUUUGUGAUGAUUUGAAGAACAAGCUAAUGGGAGCUACAAAAAAGUUUCAAGAUGUAUUAACAACAAGGACUGAGAACAUCAAGGCUCAUGAAAACAGGAGACAAAUCUUUUCUACAAGUAUAGCAAGAGAGAACCCGUUACGCCAGCAACCAAAGUCCGUGAUGGAGCCACCUCCUUGGUCAACUCCAUCCGGUCAACCAUCUGAAUCUUCAGUAAAUGGAGUCCAAGUUGGCAACCAACUAAGGAGAAGGUUAGCUGUUGAGAGUAGUACUCCUUCCCAGAACAUGAACACGGGAGCCUCAAUGUUACAGCAGCAGGUGGUCCCACAACAAGAAAGCUAUACACAAAAUCGUGCAGUUGCUCUACAAAGUGUGGAGUCUACAAUUACAGAACUGAGUGGGAUCUUUACAAAUUUGGCUACAAUGGUGGCCCACCAGGGGGAGUUAGCUAUUAGGAUUGAUGACAAUAUGGAGGAAAGUUUGUCAAAUGUUGAAGGUGCUAGAGGAGCUCUUUUGAAGCAUUUAAACCGGAUAUCAUCAAACAGCAAUUUCAAUGUCGCCAGCUUUCACAUGAGUUUUGCUGCGAGUAUGACCACGCCGGCGUGUUUUCGCGGGAACAUUGUUCCUGUAUCGCAGUGCAGUUCAUGUUGCGACAUCCGAUUCCAGCCUUUCAUCUCUUCGUACAUCAAUCAUGGCAUCAGACGAAACAUUUAUCCUGUGAAAUGCGUUUCCAGGUUAGUGGUUAGUGGCAAUCGAGUGGUAAAAUGCAGAGCGAGUGAAACGGAGACUGGACCUGAUGACGAUGAUGAUAAAGAAAAAGAAGCGCAUGAAGCUGCUGAAACUGCAGAACCAUCGAUAUCGAGUGGUUCAGAUAUUGGGGAUGAUAAAGAAAAAGAUAAGGGCCAACCUAGUCAGUUGGAAGCACUUAACAAGUUCCUGGAUAGUAACAAGGCCCAAGGACUUACCGAGGAUAAAGGCCAACCUACUCAGUUGGAUAUGCUUAACAAGUUACUAAACAAAGAUGAUGUUGAAGCUAAACCCAAGGAAGUGACUGAGGGUCAGCUUGCUCAAUUGGAGUCACUCAACAAUACACUAAAUACCAAUGAUACUGAAUCUAAGACCAAAGGACUUUCCGAGGAUGCUGAUAAAAUAGAGGUUACAAGUGGAUCACCCCUGCCAGGUGUCAAGCCACAACAACUUGAUGAAUUAUUCAUGAUUCCAAAAGAAACAAUCGACAUUUUGAAAGACCAAGUCUUUGGAUUCGACACUUUCUUUGUGACAAGCCAGGAGCCAUAUGAGGCUGGAGUACUGUUCAAAGGAAACCUACGUGGACAAGCUGCUGUGACUUACAAAAAGAUAGAAAAAAGACUACAUGAGACAUUUGGAGAUCAAUAUAAGCUUUUCCUUCUGAUCAACCCUGAAGACGAUAAACCUGUUGCAGUUGUUGUUCCAAGAAAGACCUUACAACCUGAAACAACUGCUGUCCCAGAAUGGUUUGCUGCUGGAUCUUUUGGAAUAGUUACAAUAUUCACAUUACUUUUACGCAACGUCCCCGCUUUACAAUCCAACUUAUUAUCCGUUUUUGACAAUACGGAAGUAUUAAAAGAGGGGGUUUCUGGAGCCCUAGUAACCGCACUUAUUUUGGGCGUACAUGAAAUCAGUCACAUUUUGGUUGCAAAAGAAGCAGGAGUUAAACUCGGGGUUCCAUUUUUUGUACCCAGUUGGCAAAUAGGCUCAUUUGGUGGGAUAACACGGAUUCUAAACAUCGUACCAAAACGGGAAGAUCUUCUGAAAAUUGCAGCAGCAGGACCUUUAGCAGGGUUUUCAUUAGGGUUGCUUCUUUUGCUGUUUGGGUUUUUCUUGCCACCAGCUGAUGGUAUCGGGGUAAUUGUUGAUGCUUCUGUAUUUCACGAAUCGCUUCUUGCUGGUGGAAUAGCGAAAUUGGUGCUUGGUGAUGUUUUGAAAGAAGGAGCGACGAUAGCGGUGAAUCCGUUGGUGAUAUGGGCGUGGGCCGGACUUCUCAUCAAUGCAAUCAACAGUAUCCCCGCCGGAGAGCUAGACGGUGGUCGGAUAUCUUUUGCAAUAUGGGGACGAAAGGCUGCAUCGAGGUUCACAGCUGCUUCUAUUGUGCUAUUGGGGCUAUCUUCGUUGUUAGAUGACGUGGCAUUUUAUUGGGUGGUUUUGAUAUUUUUCUUACAACGAGGGCCAAUUGCUCCACUAGCUGAAGAAAUCAGCGAACCUGAUAACAAGUACGUUGCAUUGGGAAUCACGGUUUUAGUUUUGAGUCUACUUGUUUGUUUGCCUUACCCUUUUCCUUUCACUGAAGCAAUUACUACAAGUAUGUAGACGUCUGUUUUAGUGGGUGAGGUAUUAAAUAUUACUAAUAAACAUCAAUACAUGACCUCUUUAGUGUAGCGAGUGGAAUAAUAAAGAUCCAUAUGUAUAUGCACAUGUACAUGUCAUUCUUUUCAUUUUCAUAAUUUUCACA
Molecule: messenger RNA, 3016 nt
Organism: Lactuca virosa
Lineage: Eukaryota; Viridiplantae; Streptophyta; Magnoliopsida; Asterales; Asteraceae
Source: the annotation of a GenBank genome assembly